AUUGGAAUAAAUUGUCACUUGAAUCUAACAUAACAUCAAUCAUCAUUUCAUCAGAGAAUCUGCAAAAAAAAACUUCGUUGAAUAAUAAAAAAAAUGUCUAAACCAACAUUUUACUUUCAUCCAUUCAGCGGCCCAUGCCGAACUGUUUCGACCGUUGCUAAAAUUCUCAAUGUUGAGAUGGAAAUGAAAAAAUUGGAUCUUUUAACCCAAGAACAUCUUAAACCUGAAUUCCUCAAGGUUAAUCCUUUCCAUAAGAUUCCAACUUUUGUCGACACCGAUGGUUUCACUAUUGAUGAAUCACGUGUAAUUGCCAUGUAUUUGUUGCAAAGUCGAAAACCAGAUUCUUUCUUAUAUCCGAAUAAUGAUCUGAAAAAACGUACACAAAUUGAUCGUUGGCUUCAUUAUGAUAUUAGCUUCGCAACUAUUAUCUCGACUCCAAUGUAUUGUAAAUUCAGAGGAAAACCAGUUCAAGAUCAUCAAGUAGAACAAGGUAAAGAAACGCUCAAAACAUUGGAUGGUGUAAUGGCAAGCUUUGGAGGCAAAUUUUUAACUGGUUCCGAUCAAAUAACAUUAGCCGAUAUUGCCAUGUAUUUUAGCUGCAAUACAAUGGAAAUUUAUUCUGAAUAUUUUAAAUUUGAUGAUUAUCCAAAUUUGAAAUCCUGGUAUCAACGAGUUGCAGAAGCAUUGAAACAAUACGAUACAGAAGGAGAAAUUCCAAAAGCAAUUGAAAUGAUCAAGCAAUUUGCUCAACAACGAAUGGCCGAAUCUGCUAAACACAAUCCACAAAAAAAAAUGUCGAAACCGGUAUUAUACUAUACGGCGGCUUGUCCACCAUGUCGCACGGUUAUUGCCAUUUUCCGAAUGCUCAAUAUAGACUUGGAAAUGAAAUCGAUUAAUCUGUCUGAAAAAGAACAUUUAUUACCAGAAUUUGGCCAGAUCAAUCCAUUCCAUAAGGUUCCAACAUUUGUCGAUGUUGAUGGUUUUGUCUUGGAUGAAUCACGUGCUAUCUGUAUGUAUUUGAUACAGAGCCAACAUCCUGAUUCUUCGUUAUAUCCACAUGACGAUCUUAAAAAACGUUCACAAAUCGAUCGUUGGAUUCAAUUUGAUAUAAGUUUCUAUUCAAUGAUCGCAGUGCCAUUUUAUUCCACAAUUUUCGGUCUACCAAUAGAUCAAUUCAAAUUGAACCAAGCAAAAGAAACAUUAAAAAUUUUAAAUGAUGUAAUGGCCGGAUUUUAUGGUCGAUUCAUUAUUGGUUCCGAACAGAUUACUUUGGCUGAUGUAGCCUUGUAUUUUACAUGUACUAUGAUGGAAGUUGCUUCCGAUUAUUAUGAUUUUGCUGAUUAUCCACAUCUUAAAACCUGGUAUGAACGAGUAUGCCAUUCAUUAAAACCAUAUGAUACGGAUGGUUUUUUCGUCAAGGCAAUCGAAGCAUUAAAACAUUAUGUACAGCAAUGUAAAGCAACUAAUAAUGAUAGCAACAACAAUUGAUUGAUAAUUUGACAAUUAUUUAAGCAAGUUCUCUUAAUUUAAUGGUACAAUUCAUUAAAAAAAACACAGGAUUAAAAACUUGCGUUUCUCCCAUUAAU
Molecule: messenger RNA, 1586 nt
Organism: Dermatophagoides farinae (American house dust mite)
Lineage: Eukaryota; Metazoa; Arthropoda; Arachnida; Sarcoptiformes; Pyroglyphidae
Product: glutathione S-transferase 1
Biological process (GO): glutathione metabolic process
Molecular function (GO): glutathione transferase activity
Source: RefSeq, a predicted model, not a curated record